CUAAUUGUGCUCUUGUAUCGGUAUUUAAAACCCAUUAGCAUAGGCAAAGUCUAUAAGAGUCAUCACAUGCAAAAUUCCAUAGAAAAAAAACAUGUCCCUGAAAGGAAUUCUCAAGUCGAUUUUGGGAAAACCAAGUAAAAAAAGCAAUCCUCUUCAACCUCCCAUAGCAUCUUCUUCUUCUUCUUCUACUUCUUAUUCAUCAUCAUCAUCGCUACCAACUCGUCAAUACAGCUACGAUGUCUUCCCAAGCUUCUCGGGUCAAGAUGUCCGCAGAACCUUUCUCAGCCACUUUGUUGAAGGCUUGAAAAGCAAGGGAAUUAAAACGUUUAUAGACAAUGGGAUCAUGAGGAGCGAAUCUAUCAACUCAGAGCUCAUAAGAGCUAUUAAGGAAUCGAGGGUUGCCGUUGUGAUCCUAUCUAAGAACUACUCCUCUUCAAGCUGGUGUCUAAACGAGCUGGAAUUGAUCAUGGAGUGUAGGGACACUCUCGGGCAGACUGUGAUGCCAAUCUUCUACGAUGUGGAUCCUUCUGAUGUCAGAAAACAAACCGGAGAUUUUGGAAAGGCCUUUGAGGAAAGUUGUCAUGGGAAGACAGAAGAACAAAAAGAAAAAUGGACAAAAGCUUUGAAUCAAGUUGCAGUUAUUGCCGGAGAACACUCUGUUUCAUGGGCUAGUGAAGCUGAGAUGAUCUCGAAGAUUGUCAUGGAUGUUGCUAACGAGCUGCCAUCAACAGAUUUUGAUCGGUUAGUUGGAAUUGAAGCUCACGUGAAAGAGGUGAAAUCGAUGCUAAGCUUAGCAUCCGAUGAGGUUAAGAUAGUAGGGAUCUGGGGUCCUGCAGGUAUUGGCAAAACCACCAUAGCUAGAGCUUUGUACGAUCAAGUUUCCAGCAAUUUCCAGCUUAAGUUUUAUAUGGAGAAUCUUGAAGGGAAGAAAAAAGUGCUUAUACAUGGCACUAUCCGCUUGAAACAUUAUUUGCAAAAGGACUUGCUCUCCGGAGUAUUAGAUUAUAGAGACAUGAAGAUACUUGACUUACAAGAAACGCAAUUUAGGUUAAACCACCAGAGAGUCCUUCUCGUUCUUGAUGAUUUGCUUCCUGAGGAGCUGCAAGCGUUGGGAGAUAUAAUUAAGGGUCUUAGAUUCGGCAGUAAAGUGAUUGUGACCAGUGAAGAUAUAGAUACAUUGAGAGAAUGCGGGUCCAACGAGAUCCAGACCUACAGAGUUGCUUUCCCAUCGAGCGAGAAGGCUAUGCAGAUCUUCUCCUACUCUGCGUUUGGACAAAGCUCUCCACCAAGAGGUUACUUGGAGCAUGCCGUUGAAGUAACGAAGCUUGUUACUCCAAUUCCACUUGGUCUCAAAGUAUUAGGUUCGUAUUUGCGUGGAAAGAGCAAAGAUGAGUGGAUAGUGACUCUAUCUACGCUCAGAACCUCUCCUUAUGAUGACAAGCAUAUCUGGAGAGUAAUUAGAUUUGCAUAUGAUCAACUAUCCUAUAAACAUAAAUAUAUACUUUACGAGUUACAAAGUGGAAUUGAUUUGGAUGAGAACGUGAACAAGGCCAUAUUCUUCCUUGCCCAGAGGGAUUGGGACGUGGAGAAAGGGAUACAAACGCUAGCUGACAUGGCGCUCAUCUCUAAAUUAGGGGACGGAAGAAUCAUAAUGCAUUAUUUGGUACAGUAUUGUGCUAAAAAAUUCAUGUGGCCCGAUUAGUACUUAGUAGCUUGAACCAUGGAGUACUAUGAAAAAUUUUAGUCUUUUAAUUUUCCAUGUAAUUGUGCAGCAUUAGAGUUAGAGCUCUUAUUACAUGGUUUUAUCUUUCUUCUUUUGUGAGUUACACAUACAAUGAUC
Molecule: messenger RNA, 1840 nt
Organism: Camelina sativa (false flax)
Lineage: Eukaryota; Viridiplantae; Streptophyta; Magnoliopsida; Brassicales; Brassicaceae
Product: putative disease resistance protein RPP1
Biological process (GO): defense response; signal transduction
Molecular function (GO): ADP binding
Source: RefSeq, a predicted model, not a curated record